GGCCGGGUGCGGCCGACGGGCCGUGCCGGGGCCCAGCUGCCCUGCCCGGCAUGGGGCCACCCCUGCCCGGCACGGGCCCGGGGGUGGUGCCCGCAGCCCCGCCCGGAGCGCCCCGUGGGAGCCGCAGGAGCCCGGCCAGAGGCAGCAGGAUUGUGACUUUCAUUUACACAGUCAGUAACUGGAAAAAUGCCAGAUUCUGAAAGUAAUUUGGUGUCUUCACAUGAAGAUGUUAUAAAUGGUACUUCAGUUCUGAGUAAAACGAAAAUUUCAGAUGGAAAGGGAUCUGUUGAAAAAAGAACAGUGACUCAGAUUCAGAAGAAUGGCUAUCCCGACUCCAUAUACAUAAAUGCAGCUAAGAUUUUUCAAGGCAUUCGUAAUGAAAAGAGUAAGAAUAGAAACCUGGUGCAGUAUGGUGAUAACCCAGAAUCUCCCAUGAUGGCUUUUAAAGAUGAGCAUUCCAGGCGUGUAUCUUAUGAGCUGGCUUUCAAUGCUCUGAAAUAUCAAGAACUUCUUGAAGAAGUACUGUUAGAUAGUAAGGCUUACCCAUGUUACUCAAUACCAGAUGAGUUAACCAGCUUGCUUGUUGUGAUGCUUUGUGACCUACAAGACCGCAAGUUUCAAAAACCAAAGAUUUUUGCUGAAGAGGAACUUGUAGCAGAAGUUCAGGAGAUAGGGCAUUAUUUAUACAGUUACAAGACCAAACUGGCAGCUGCACUGGCACGAUGUCGCAUCAAAUAUGAUGCUCUUUCCAUUGAGUACUUUGUACCAGAAACCGUGUCGAAGCAGGAAAAAAGGGCUUCUGCUUUACCUAUCUGUUUUUGGAUAAACACACUUAAAAUCAGCCUUGAAGAUGUUAUCAGAGAUUUGGAGAUGAAGGGAUUCACAAAGGUUGAAUCCGUGUCAGACUUUGACCAUUAUACGUAUGCUGUGGACCAACAUUGCCACGAUGUAUUGGUUUUUCCUUCCUCUCUUAAAGAAGAACUGCUUAAUUUAGAUCGUUUUGCAGAUUGCAAACUCUUACUGCAGGAUAAGUCUCGCAGCCUUGCUGUGCACUCUGCACAGGCACUGUUGAGUGAAGGUGGUGACAUCGUAGUGGCUCACAUAGGUUCCCAUCUGACCGUUGCCCAUUUGUCAGUGCUGACAAAUCCCAGCCUGCCCACAAUUUUUGUUUGUGGUGUGAAAUCUUCAGCAAAAGAAGAAGAACUGAGGAACAAGUUCAGUCAUAUGGGAUGUGAAAAUAUUCAGUUGUUACAUGAAGACUUUACUGAGCUUGAACCAACAGACCCAAGAGUUGAAAAGGCAACAGUUAUUUUGCUGCUAGCACAAUGCUCUGGACUGGGUGCUGGCAACCCCAUGGAGCUUAUUUUAAGUGAAGACAGAGAUGCAGGAUUGUUACAAGACCUUUUCCAGGGAUUUGUGUCUGAGGAUAAACUCAGUAUUCUUGCUGAGAGGCAGCUUAAUGAGUUGAUUCAUGCACUGAAAUUUAAGAAAGUACAAGCUAUUGUUUACUGCACUUGUUCAAUUUACCCAGAAGAAAAUGAACUUGUAGUGAAAAAAGCACUGGAAUCUGGAGUGGAGGGAAAAAAAGCACGACCAUAUAGGCUUGUUCCUUCUGUUUUUUCUACUUGCUCCAAUUCAGAGUCUUCCACUGAAACGUUUUUCAAAAUGGAGCCAUCAGAAAUUUCCAGUGGUUGUUUCCUAGCUGUUCUAGAGAGAGAGAAAGAUACGUCUAAAAACGCUAAAGACAUUUUGGCCUCUGCUGCAGCAAAAAGACUACUAGAAGGCAUUUUUGAAGAAAAACCAAAAGAAGAGGUGAAAAAGCAGAAAGUAAAACGAUGUAAACAUAAGGUUACUGCUAGUGAUAGUAAGCCAAAAGCUGCAAAGCUCCUUCGCCACCAAACUGGAGCUAAUGUUAAGGCUGAAGCUCCCGUGUCUAAAGCAGCCAGUAAGAUACAAGAAAACCAUGUGCACCAAAAAAAAGCAGCCACUAACACAGCACAGAAGACUGGGCACAAAAAAAAAGCAGCCACUAACACAGCACAAAAGAAUGUGAACCAGAAAAAAGCAGCCAGUAACACAGCACAGAAGACUGGGCACCAAAAGAAAGCAGCCAGUAACACAGCACAGAAGACUGGGCACCAAAAGAAAGCAGCCAGGAACACAGAGCAAAAGAACGUGCCCUGAACAGACAGCUGUGUUGAGCUGAAGAAAUCUGUGAAUCACACACAGCCCCACUGAAAGUGCUGAAGCCCACAUCUCAUCUGUCACCUCUGGGCAAGGUGUAUGAGAGACAGACACCUGCUCAAAAUGCACGUGCAGAACAGAGCAGGGUUGUACUGAAGCCCCCAACAAUCACUUUCCCUCCACUGAUAACUCCAUAUGAAAGGUUGUAAUGAAAUAAACUGUCGUGGUGGGGGGGGGGGGGGAGGUGAAUUUUUCCAGGGGGAUGUGGGCAGUCCAAUCAGUGAUCAGCUUUUCUGCUAGCACCUGGAUUGGUCACUCGGAGGUUUGGACACGCCUCUGAGGACACAAAGAGUUAAAAGCAGGAGUCUGGGGGGUUCGGCCUUUUUUCAGAUCCCGGUUUCAGCAGAGAGACGUCUCCAGCCUCCUUCCCCUGCCCGGCCACGAGGCUGGGUGGGGGAGGGGAAAACACGUGGUCGGCUCAGGUAAGCCAGAGCCCCGGCGGGGAGAAGAGAAGGGACAGGACUGGAACUGAGCUGCCCCGUCCAGGAUGGAGGGGUGGAAAACUGUGGAAGUGCCUUCUGUGUGUGCUCACCCCCCUCCUCCCCCCCAAACUCCGGGAGAAGGUGCCCAGCCACGUGGGGGUUUGCGGAGCCUGGGAGUGCCUCCGCCUGCAGCACCCUGCUGAGAAGAAACUGUUAACCCUUGCUUGGUAGAAAGAAACUUUUCUUAGACAUUGAUUCUCAUGACUGGUGGUUUUCGGAGAGGGAAGCGGCCUGGGACCGAGAUGAUAAAGCAUGAUUGGAAGGAACUCGAUGGAAGAAUGAGAGGAGUAGCCUUUUGAGCCGGACUUCUUUUGCAUAAUGUCAGCCAUGGACUGAACUUGAGUCUCUUUUGAACAUAAACUGCAUUUUUGGGUGGAUACAGCUGCCCUUGCUUUUGCUACAGUGACUGGCACUUGAAGUGAGUAGCGAGCAGAGAAGAGAGGGAGAGGGUGAGGUGGCACCCUCUGCCCUCAGGGCAGACCUGCUCCUGGAACCCUGGCCCCUGGGUAAAAAGGGGAGAGCUUGGCAUGCAAGUAUCCUUAAAAGAGCCCUGUAUGCAGUUUUCAGCCUGUGGACAGCGGUGAGAGCGCUGGACAUAGGAAAAAGAGAGUGUCACCCUGGCAGAUCUCUCUGGGCGGUGCCACGGGUGACAUGGGAACACAUAAGGGGUGGACCCGUGUUUUCUGAGGAACAGUCUGUGGUGCGAGAGAGACUCCUCUCUUCCUUGCUGAAUUGAAGAUUAGUUUGUUUUUGAGUGGUGAUUGAUCUAAAACCCAAGGGUUGGUCUGUGAAGAGUGAUGGGUGGGGAGGUAGAAACUGGGAGAAGAAAUGUUCUAAGAAGUUUUUAUUUCUGUCUCUGUGUGUGUUUAAGAGUAUCUCUGUCCCUGUUCUUAUGUAAUUUAUAAAGUUUUGGUGGGUUUUUUUUUGUUUUCAAGAUUUAAGCCUGCUCUGCUCUGUUCCUGAUCACAUCCCACAGGAGUUGUUAGAGAAAAAACAUAUAUUCAUGGGUGCACUAACAUCUGGCCAGUGCUAACCCAUGACAUAAACCCAGGGUAUCAAAUGUACAUUACCUUCAUGGCCAGAUUGGAGCACAGGGUCCAAGUGGUUGGAUAUUUCCAUCUACCUGGUCAAAACUGGUCACCUUGGCUGUAUGACCCUGCAGACUCUGCCCUCCCUUUGUAAAGAAGGUAAAGAUUCCUGUAUAUUAAUCAAUACUAUUAUAUUACAGUAUAUCUUUAUGCAAGGAUAAUCUAGCUUUGGGAAAGAUAUAUUAUGGGCUAUUUAUGUAGAAAUAUCCAUGUUAGAUAGUAACUUUUAAUCCACUAAUCACACUUUAAAGUGAAUUGAGCUCAGCUGCCUAAGGCUGAUAGACUGUUGGGGAAGUGAAGUCAAAAAAGUAUUGCCUCUUGCUAUACACUUUAGAGUGUCAAAUCAUACACCCAGCCCCCCACUGUGACCUAAACCUGUACAAGUAAUCAGUUUCAAUUUGAUGUCUUCAAAGUGAGAAUGAAAUUUUUAAAGUGGCUUUUCUUUAGAAGUGCAAGAUGCCAUUUUUGUGAGUUUCCACUUAAGACUGAUGCAUAGAAAAUAAGCCUUGCACAGUAAGCCUGUUAGCUCACUUUUUAUUUCUAAAACUAGAUGUGAACUUCUGUACAGGAAACUGGCCAAGUACAUUAAAGUGCAUGCAUAAGCUUUCUAGUAUGUGCUCUCUUGGUUUCUACUUAAGUGUGCAUUGAAAUACUAACAGUGAAAAACAGAUCAAAUAUUCUCAUGAUAAAACCAUUAAAUUUUCAUCAUAAUGUCACAUCAGACUAUGUCAUGGUUCCUAACUGCUUUUUAUCAAUUUCUUAACAUGAACAGUUCUUGGUUGAAAAGAGCUGCUACUGUCAAAGUAACAUUCUUAUAAAUGUUACUGCUAGUCAGCUGAAUAAUGACUGGACAAAGUAGCUGCCUGUCUUUGGAACAGCCAUGGGAUUCUAGGAUGCUCCCUUUUGCUAGCAAAGAUAAAAUAACUAAAAUAUCCCUAUUUGUCUUGUAAUCUGAGUAGAGGACAAAGGGAGGCACAGAGAUAAUUUUAACAAUAAAUCUGAUUUGUAUUUAGAACUUGUAAAAAUGAAAUAGAGACAGCACAGCAAUACAGAAAGGCAAAGAUAGUGUGGCCCAGAAAUUUUCCUCUAGGCAACCAUUUCAGAUACUUGGCAAGAGUGUUGGCAGGAGCAUCACCAGUAUAGUGUGGAACUGAACCAGUUUGACAUAGGGGUCUGGAUUUGGACCCAUGCAGAGGAAAUGUUAUCUCUGUUUUGUUUUCACUCAUACCAGUCAGUGUCACUGGAUCAGCAGUACCUUUUUAAGAAAGGAUGUGAAUGAUAUUACACCGGCAGUGUAGACAGAUGGCUCUUGUUCAUCUGAUAAAUAUCCUUGCUUCACUGCAUCAGUGAAAAUUUCUUUUAGCAUUUUAAUUU
Molecule: messenger RNA, 5188 nt
Organism: Prinia subflava (tawny-flanked prinia)
Lineage: Eukaryota; Metazoa; Chordata; Aves; Passeriformes; Cisticolidae
Gene: NSUN7
Product: NOP2/Sun RNA methyltransferase family member 7
Molecular function (GO): methyltransferase activity
Source: RefSeq, a predicted model, not a curated record